GUUCGUUAGCGUCUCCCGGAAGUGACGCAAGGAUCCCGCCUUCUUUCCGCGUUUCCGCUGUUUCGGCAGCGCAGUGUGAGUCGCGAGCUCAGCUGGUCCGGCCGCGCCCGCCGCAGCCUCUGAGCGCUGUCGCCAUGUCGCGGUUUUUUACCACCGGUUCGGACAGUGAGUCCGAGUCGUCCCUGUCUGGGGAGGAGCUCGUCACCAAACCCGUUGGGGGUAACUACGGCAAACAGCCAUUGUUGCUGAGUGAGGAUGAAGAAGAUACCAAGAGAGUUGUCCGAAGUGCCAAGGAUAAGAGGUUUGAGGAGCUGACCAACCUUAUCCGGACCAUUCGUAAUGCCAUGAAGAUUCGGGAUGUCACCAAGUGCCUAGAAGAGUUUGAGCUCCUGGGAAAAGCGUAUGGGAAGGCUAAGAGCAUUGUGGACAAGGAAGGUGUCCCCCGGUUCUAUAUCCGAAUCCUGGCUGACCUGGAGGACUAUCUUAAUGAGCUAUGGGAAGAUAAGGAAGGGAAGAAGAAGAUGAACAAGAACAAUGCCAAGGCCCUGAGCACCCUGCGCCAGAAGAUCCGAAAAUACAACCGAGAUUUUGAGUCCCAUAUUACGAAUUACAAGCAGAACCCUGAGCAGUCUGCAGAUGAAGAUGCUGAGAAGAAUGAGGAGGAUUCAGAAGGCUCUUCAGAUGAGGAUGAGGAUGAUGAGGGAGUCAGUGCUGCAGCUUUCCUAAAGAAGAAAUCAGAAGCUCCUUCUGGAGAGAGUCGCAAGUUCCUCAAAAAGAUGGAAGAUGAAGAUGAGGACUCAGAAGACUCAGAAGAUGAUGAAGAUUGGGACACAGGUUCCACAUCUUCUGAUUCAGACUCAGAGGAGGAGGAAGGGAAACAGACUGUGCUGGCCUCAAGAUUCCUUAAAAAGGCCCCCACCACCGAGGAGGACAAGAAGGCAGCUGAGAAGAAACGGGAGGACAAAGCCAAGAAGAAGCACGAUAGGAAAUCUAAGCGCCUGGAUGAGGAGGAGGAGGACAAUGAAGGCGGGGAGUGGGAACGAGUCCGGGGUGGAGUGCCCCUGGUUAAGGAGAAACCAAAAAUGUUUGCCAAGGGAACUGAGAUCACCCAUGCUGUUGUCAUCAAGAAACUGAAUGAGAUCCUACAGGCACGAGGCAAGAAGGGAACUGAUCGUGCAGCCCAGAUUGAGCUGCUACAGCUGCUUGUCCAGAUUGCUUCUGAAAACAACCUGGGGGAGGGUGUCAUCGUCAAGAUCAAGUUCAGUAUCAUCGCCUCUCUCUAUGACUAUAAUCCCAACCUGGCCACAUACAUGAAGCCCGAGAUGUGGCAGAAGUGCCUGGACUGCAUCAAUGAGCUGAUGGACAUACUGUUUGCAAACCCCAACAUCUUUGUUGGAGAGAACAUUCUGGAGGAGGGUGAGAACCUGCAUAAUGCUGACCAGCCUCUGCGUGUCCGUGGCUGUAUCCUAACUCUAGUGGAACGAAUGGAUGAAGAAUUUACCAAAAUAAUGCAAAAUACUGACCCUCACUCCCAAGAGUAUGUCGAGCACCUGAAGGACGAGGCGCAGGUGUGCGCCAUCAUUGAGCGUGUGCAGCGCUACCUGGAGGAGAAGGGCACCACUGAAGAGAUCUGUCGCAUCUACUUGAGGCGCAUCCUCCACACCUAUUACAAGUUUGAUUACAAGGCCCAUCAGCGGCAGCUUACCCCCCCUGAGGGCUCCUCGAAGUCUGAGCAAGACCAGGCGGAAAAUGAGGGGGAGGACUCAGCUGUGCUUAUGGAGAGACUGUGCAAGUACAUCUAUGCCAAGGACCGUACAGACCGAAUCCGCACGUGUGCUAUCCUCUGCCACAUCUACCAUCACGCUCUGCACUCGCGCUGGUACCAGGCCCGUGACCUCAUGCUCAUGAGCCACCUACAGGACAACAUUCAGCACGCGGACCCGCCAGUACAGAUCCUGUACAACCGCACCAUGGUGCAGCUGGGCAUCUGUGCCUUCCGCCAGGGCCUGACCAAAGAUGCUCACAACGCCCUGCUGGACAUCCAAUCAAGCGGCCGGGCCAAGGAGCUUCUGGGCCAGGGUCUGCUGCUGCGUAGCCUGCAGGAGCGCAACCAGGAGCAGGAGAAGGUGGAGCGGCGUCGGCAGGUGCCCUUCCACCUGCACAUAAACCUGGAGCUGCUAGAGUGUGUUUACCUGGUGUCAGCCAUGCUCCUAGAGAUCCCCUACAUGGCCGCCCACGAGAGCGAUGCCCGCCGACGCAUGAUCAGCAAGCAGUUCCAUCACCAGUUGCGGGUGGGCGAGCGACAGCCCUUGCUGGGUCCCCCUGAGUCCAUGAGGGAACAUGUGGUUGCUGCCUCCAAGGCCAUGAAGAUGGGCGACUGGAAGACCUGCCACAGUUUUAUCAUCAACGAGAAGAUGAAUGGCAAAGUGUGGGACCUUUUCCCAGAGGCCGACAAAGUCCGAACCAUGCUGGUUAGGAAGAUCCAGGAAGAGUCACUGCGGACCUACCUCUUCACCUACAGCAGUGUCUAUGACUCCAUCAGCAUGGAGACCCUGUCUGACAUGUUUGAACUGGACCUGCCCACUGUGCACUCCAUCAUCAGCAAGAUGAUCAUUAACGAGGAGUUGAUGGCCUCCCUAGACCAGCCAACACAGACAGUGGUGAUGCACCGCACUGAGCCCACUGCCCAGCAGAACCUGGCUCUGCAGCUGGCUGAGAAGCUGGGCAGCCUGGUAGAAAAUAAUGAGCGGGUGUUUGACCACAAGCAGGGCACCUACGGUGGCUACUUCCGAGACCAGAAGGAUGGCUACCGCAAAAACGAGGGCUACAUGCGCCGCGGUGGCUACCGCCAACAGCAGUCUCAGACGGCCUACUGAUUGCUUCACUUCUGUCCCCAGUGCCCUAGACCAUUCAACCUUUAGGUCCUAAGCCAGAUCCUAGACAUUAAAGGUAUAUUUAGAGUUGUUACAGUUCCUGCUGUGUUAGACACAUUUAUUUGUUAAUUAUAUUUCUAAGCUUUCUACUGUAUGACAGACACAAGGCUCAAGAUGCAGAGAUGACUUGUACAUUUUCUUGACUUCCGAGAGCUUGCUGCUCUUUGACAGUUGACCAGAAUUGUGAUAACAUGAUGAGUUGUAACAGGUGUGGGGUUUUUUGUUUUGUUUUUGUUUUAAAGUGGUGGAUAUACUGAACGGGAUGUGACUAUGCGUCAUAAAUGGCAGGGAAAGCACAAUGGAGGCAGUAAUGAUGGAUGUUGCAAGUGAAUGGGUGGUGGUUCACCAAGCAGGGAAAAGGGAGAGUUAGUCUAGACCUAUGUGAAAUAUAGUCCUUGGACGAGUGUGGAUCCACAGUUAACCUGUUCAUGACAAAACAGGCACUAUAAUUAAGAGUAAGCACUGAAAAGCUUUGCCAUUGCUGUGAUAUCUAAGCGUGUGAUCAUUUUUCUAAUUUGUGUGUAUUGUGUUUUCAAAAGUAUUGAUCCACAGUAGAUUGGAAUUUUUUUUAAUGAUCCUUUACCACAUUUGAAAAGCAUUGAUGUAGGCAAAGGAAAAGGAGCACGUGCAAAGGAUGAGAGGAGAAAAGACAGGUUGGCUUGAUAUAAAGUAUGGAGUAUGUGCAGAAGCUAAACUAGAGACUUAAUCUGGGGCCAUCCCACGAAGACUAAAUGCUUUGGACUUGUGGAAACAAAAUACAUGAAUGGAUCGAGUUUUAAGAAGGGUAACAGCAGCAUUGUAGAGUAUGGAAUUGGAGGCAGAGAGCUAACCAGAAAGUAAAAAACAUCCAAAGCCAGGGUGGUUAGGAUCAGAGGUGAGGGAGUGAUAGAGGAGGGAUGUAUGUAACAAGCUGUGGAGUUUCUGUGAUGGAUUGAAUCUGGGAGUGUAGGAGUGACAAAUUCUCCUGUCUGGGCAUAAAUACACGGUAGGGCUGUUCUCAAAAGACAGUUGGAAUAGUCUGUGUUCAGGAAUACAAGAACAGCAGGUGUGUGCUGUGGCUUGAUAAUGAGGCUGGUUUUGUAAGUGUUGAGUUGAGCUGCUUUGGGACAUAAGCAAGGCAGUUGGAGAUGAAGGGUUUGGGAUGCAUAUUAAUUACAGGAUAGGCUAAGCUGCUUUAACAAAGGGACUGCAAAACAAUGAUUCAAGCAAAAUAGUGUACUUCUCGUGUGACAGUCCGGAAGUAGGUGAGUGGUCCUGGCUUGGGGUUAAGCAACUGGACUGCAAGAUCAUCUGGGGACUCAGGGUCCCACUGUCUUACUGCUCCGCCAUUCCCUGGGUGGUUGUUCUCAUCUAUAAGGUUUAAAGCCGGCUUACCAGUCUCACAUCCUUUUUCAAGCCCAUAGAAAGGGGAAGAGGACAUAGAGGGCCUGGAAAUGACACUGAUCCCAUGGGCUAGAUCAAAUUCUUACCAUCCUGUGGGGAAGGUUAAAAGCCUCUCUGUCUGGAUAGUUGUGUGUUCAUUUAAAUUUAGGGAGUUGUACUACUAAAAGAGAAGGAGAGUGGACCCUGGGAACAGUUAUAGUGUGUCAGAGAAGGGGAAGAACAAAAGAUUUGGAUUAAGUGGCUUAUAAAUGGUUGUCAAAAGUAUGGUUGAUGGGUAACAUUUAUCAGAGCCAUCAUUACUGGGUGCUUUACAUGCCUUACUUCAUUUUAUCCUUCUAGAAGAUUACUAUUAUCAUUUCCAUUUUUAUAGUUGGGAAACUGACAUUAAGUGAUUUGCUUAAGAUCACGUAACUAGGAGUGAGGUGGAUAGAUGCACAGCAGGGCAGCCUGACUAUGAUCCUAGCUCUUAACCAUUGUAUUUAGUGCUAAUUAUAUUUCUGGAAUGGAGGCAUAGGGGAGGAGAGGGCUGAUGGUAGAACGCACAACAUGUGAGUGGUAGGAGAAAGGGAAGCGAGAGAGGAGUGGCCACAGAGGUAGUAGAACCAGGGAGGAGAGGUGAUGGAAAAGCUGAAGAGUUCAUGCAUCUCUAGACUGGCUGCCUUGUACUGAAUUUGGCCUGUUUAGCAUUCUUUGGUGGAAGGCAGAGCCAUUGUGUUGCCCAGUUCCAAGGGUUACGUUUCCCUUUUCUAGUCUAGAGGCAGUAACCAUCAGUGUUGUCAAAGCUGUUUCUGUCCAGGGCUAGCUAGUAAAUAUUUUAAACUCUG
Vicugna pacos (alpaca) is the source of this 5140-nucleotide messenger RNA. RefSeq names its product eukaryotic translation initiation factor 3 subunit C. Gene Ontology annotation, cellular component: eukaryotic translation initiation factor 3 complex. The record is from RefSeq and is a predicted model, not a curated record. Gene Ontology annotation, biological process: translational initiation. Gene Ontology annotation, molecular function: translation initiation factor binding; RNA binding; translation initiation factor activity. Lineage: Eukaryota; Metazoa; Chordata; Mammalia; Artiodactyla; Camelidae.